Kuraishia capsulata CBS 1993 is the source of this 2085-nucleotide messenger RNA. RefSeq lists its product as uncharacterized. Gene Ontology annotation, biological process: interstrand cross-link repair. Gene Ontology annotation, molecular function: single-stranded DNA 5'-3' DNA exonuclease activity. The transcript has a single exon. The record is from RefSeq and is a predicted model, not a curated record. Gene Ontology annotation, cellular component: mitochondrion; nucleus. Bases 1 to 2085 code for a protein of 694 amino acids. Lineage: Eukaryota; Fungi; Ascomycota; Pichiomycetes; Pichiales; Pichiaceae.
AUGCGAGUUUUCACGUACGAGCCGACCACUUCAACGCCCCCAGGACUAGCCUUCAGACAACAGACUCAAAAUGGUGCUUUGGAAAAUAUGAUGAUGAAGAGAUAUAUAUAUCAGGUAUCUGGAUUACGACCGUUGAGUCGUGCCAUUUCGGGAGAAGCGUGCAAGGCUAACACGAAGACGCUGCGGAUGAGGAUACCGCGUCCCGUAUCAAGGUACACCGAAAAUGAACCCGCAACAAACAGUCAAAACGUUCCAGUUGAAAGCGUAGACCAAGAGAAGGUGAUUGUUAAGCCGUUCAACGAAAAUUUUGCCUUUCAGACAGAGUUGUUGCAGGUUACUCCGAGCAAGACAGUCCCAGUUCAAGAGAGUCAGCCUGCUCUAGCACCUGCCAUAAGUUCAAAGUACCUCCCCACCGACCAGUCGAAUUUGCUACCCUACGAAAAUUUCCCGGAUGGACUGGAUACUCCCAUAAAUGUGUACAACUCGAUAAGAAGACCCAGUGGGCCAUAUGUUCAGGAGAACCGACUCUCGGUCACUUCGUUGCUUACGGAGAGGUGGUGCGAGCUGAAGGAGUUUUACCGCGAUUUCGUGAUUGGAAAGGAAGAAAGGCCGACGGAGGCGAUGAAGAGGGGAUCAGAAGAACACGAAAAACUGGAAUUGACUUCGCAUACCGUGAGUGUUCAUGAUUUGGAGCUCGGUGAAGAAGACAAAGCUACCACAGUCACCACAGAUAAGGAUGGUGUCAGACGCUUAAAUUUGAAGCUGGAUGACACAACCGAUGUUCCAUUGAUUAAGCUUCCAGAAAAACUGGAGCACAUAGAAAAUGAUGAUGCUGCUUUACAGGAAAAAUACCUCGAGAGCAAGAACCUGUUGCUGAAAUACUUAUCCAAGGACCGUCUGAACGAAUUUGAAAAAAGGGCAUUUGAGUGGAAUAAGAACAUUUCAAGACUAUGCAGUCUUCUCAAAUACGGCGAGUCAAGAGAAAUUUUAGUUCAUGGAAUGAUCCGCCCAUCGACAUUGGCGUUUUUGGGAUUCAAGGAUGUUCCAUAUGCUUCAGAUGAGUCGGAGUUUGAUAAAGAUAUUCUUGUGAGCGGAAUAAUAGACCAUCUGGUUUUGGAGAGCGCUUUAACAAAUGGAAUAUCUGAGUAUCAGAAAACUUUAACAAGAAAGCUACUGCGAGAUAUAGACGAUAAACCUGUCCAGAACGAUAGAGGUGCAUUUGACAUGAACAGGUUCAUUGCGGCUGUCCAGUCAACUACGGCUGAAGACGGAUGGAACAACUCAAAUCUUGCAAGACCAAGGCUAAGAAUCGUGGUGAAAGAUAUUAAAACACGGCGUUGGAAAAAUUUGCCGAGGCAGGAUAGGGUCAGACGAUCUUCCAAAUACCAGGUGAUGUACUACAGAAAGUUCUUAGGACUGCUGUCUGGAGAAUUCGCAUCCAACAGAUAUGCCCCACAGGAACAGGAGACCAAUCCUGGAGAGUUUGGAUAUCUCAUGAUGUUGGCAAAUGCCAAAAAACGAGGUUUUGACGUGGACCAGCCCAUCAGACCGGAGCUGGCUCUGGUUCUCUCGCUGAACAAUCAAUAUCUAGAGCAGGACCUUUUGAGACUUCAGAAAGGGCAAAGUUUGGGGUUUAUGCCUUACGAUGCUCAUGGUGGUGAUCAAAGUGUUGGCUACAGUCUUUCUGGACUAUCGAUGAUGGUUCAAAACUACAAUAACCAGACCACGUCUCAACUGGAUAGUCUCAUUCUGGAGAGGGUGGAUUCAGGCUUGUUCACCGAAUGGAAGAGACCACUGACACUACGGACUCUUGCUGCCAGAAUGGCCCAAUUGUACUCGCUUCUUCAGCCUCUUCUUAGCGAAAGAUGUGCUGUUGAGUAUGUUGCCAAUGGCUCACCAUUUGUCCAACUAAAGUUUGACUACGACGAAAACGCUUUGAACAAAACCACCGUCUCUUCAAUGCAAUACUGGUUGGGACUGAGACCGCCAAAGCCAGUUUCGAAGAACGAGACCAAGAUCUAUUGCUCGUAUUGUGACUUCAGGCCCAACUGCAAGUGGUAUCUGGACCAACAGCCUACGAAUUGA